Molecule: messenger RNA, 2405 nt
Organism: Raphanus sativus (radish)
Lineage: Eukaryota; Viridiplantae; Streptophyta; Magnoliopsida; Brassicales; Brassicaceae
Exons: 3
Coding region: 922-2271 (449 amino acids)
Source: RefSeq, a predicted model, not a curated record
GUGCGAUGGUGGUUGAAACGAGAGGAGGUAAGAGGAAGGAUAAUCCAACGAAGGAAGAGGCUCGAAGAGUGAAGUUUGCGAAGGAGAAGGAGACGAGUCAGACGACGGCGGCGGAGGCCUCCGAUAACAUCGAGAAGACGACGGAGAUGGCGGAGACUGCGGAGAAGACGAGUGAGGACUCGAGGGAGACUACGGCGGGAGGAACGAAGCCGACUGAGCCGACUGCUCCGACGACAGUUGUUGGUGGCCCAUCUCCUCCAGCUCCUCCAGCUCCUCCAGCAACUCCGGCGAUUGGAACUCAUUCUGGAGAUGAUGAGAUUGAAGGUUCUGAAGAAGGAAAUGAAGACGGAGAAGAUUCUGAAGAAGAGAAUGGAGAUGGAGAUGGAGCUGCAGAAGGAAAGGAUGGUGAGAAUGGAGGUUCCGAAGAUGAAGCUUCUGAAAAUGAAGCUUCUGAAAAUGAAGCUUCUGAAAAAGAAGCUUCUGAAAAUGAAGCUUCUGAAAAUGAAGCUUGUGAAGAUGAAAUGGAUGAUGAUAAUGGAGGUUCUGAAAAAGAAAAUGGAGAAGGAGAAGAAGAGUUAGCAGAUGGAGAUAGAGAAGCCUCUAGAGAAGCAAACGAGGAUGAGAAUGAGAAUCCACCAGAGAACGAGAAUGAGAAUCCACCAGAGAACCAGAAUGAGAAUCCACCAGAACCCGAGGUAAGAAAUUAUCACUUAGGUAGGAGUCUCCUUAGGUAGGGGAACUUGGAUAUAACUGUUUGGAUAUAACUGUAGGGGAACUUGGAUAUCACUGUUUGGAUAUAACUGUAGGGGAACUUGGAUAUAACUUGUAGGAAAAUUUUAGUAUAACUUGGAUAUAAAACUUUGGUAUAACUUGCAGGGUUUGAAUGGAAAUGUGGGACUCGAUAUAGUCAAACCGACGAGCAUGUUCUUCAAGCCCAGCGAGUACAGCAAGAAAAUAAAGCUUGGCACAAGGUGUAUGAUAGCUAGCGCGAUUAAGACGCUAAAAGAUCUGAGACCUAAGCUGUCUAACGCGGAGUGGAGCUGGUUCACGGAGCAUCCCCAAUUCAAACACAUUUUCCACAUGAAGACGGAGAAUAACCAUAGGGUACAGGGGAUGUGGAUGUUGUUGUUGCGUACUGCUGGUAGCGAGAGGCAGAGAGAGAGGUGGUUUAUAGUGAAUGGGGUUGCUAUCCGUUACGGGCUGAGGGAGCAUGGUUUGAUAUCUGGCCUAUUCUGUCACAACUAUCCUCUCGGCUACAAACAGCUUGGUGGGACGAGGUUUGUUGAUCGUCAUUUCAAGGAAGGAGAAUCUAGAAGGUUAGAGGAUGUUAAGAAGAAGCUGGUGAACAUGGGACCCCACAAAGACAGACUGAAGAUGGCGGUUCUAUUCUUCUUAGCUUCGGUUGUUUGUGCGCAAACCAAGGCUGGACACAAGGCUAAUGAUGUUUUGGAGGUGUUCCAGAGAGCAGUGGACGAUCUUGACUACUGCAAGUCCUUUCCGUGGGGGAGAUUGUCAUAUGAUUACAUGCUGAAAGAGAUAUCUCACACAAUGGAGCAUUUUGGAGGAGUGGUGAAAGAGAAAACAUUAUGGCCGCUUCCAGGAUUUUGUGUUCCAUUAGAGCUUCUUGCAUUCGAGGCAAUUCCCAAGCUAGGAGUUGCGUUCAGAGAGCCUGUUGAUGGAGCUUCUCCCAACUGUCCGAGGAUGUGUAAGAGCUCAUUCAAAAGAAAUGGAUCCACAGGGGUGUCACUUGCUGUGAUAAACAAGGAACUGGGUAACACAACUGUUAUUGACAGCAUCAUCCCCACCAGAACUCCACAAGAAGAAAGACUGUUGGAUGAGAUUUUGGAAGAUGAAGACGACGUUGAUCAAUCCGAUAUAGCUGUGGACAGUUGGGAGAAGUGUCUGGAUGCAGGUGAAAAGAUAUUUUUUAAAGACAUGUUCGACGAAGAUGUAGCUGGGCGUUCAAAACAGCCAGAACCGAUUGAAGAUGCAGCAGGGGAUGGAGUACAGAUAGGUGAGCAGUCGGUUCAAGUGGGAGAUGUUAUGACGUUGGUGACGUUGGUGAAAAAGACAAUGAAACUGUUGAAGACAGUUGACAAGAAGGUGGACCAGUUGGAUGGGAGACUGGACCAGUUGGAUGGGAGAUUGGCCCCUAUUGAGGAGUUUGUCAAGGAAGCACAAGGCAAAGAAGCAGAGGUAGAUGAAGCAGAAGCACACGGGAAAGGUAAAAGCCAGAAACGCAAGAGGUCUGUGGGUAAAGGCAAGAAGUGAAGCUAUGUUUAUCUAGUUUGUUGUGGAUUUAGAUCUUUGGAUGUUUAUCUAGUUUGUCUUUGUGGAUUUAGAACUUUAACUAUGUUAUGACUAUCUUGUUAUGACUAUUUUGCUCCUUUAAUUUUGUUAUGUGU